Messenger RNA from Klebsormidium nitens, 1229 nucleotides. The record is from the annotation of a GenBank genome assembly. NCBI's taxonomy places the organism in Eukaryota, Viridiplantae, Streptophyta, Klebsormidiophyceae, Klebsormidiales, Klebsormidiaceae.
CAGAACUCUGAUCGACUCUGACUCCGAGUCUUGGUCCCAGCUGAAACUUGAAAGUUGAAACCAUAGGCCCGUGAUGUUGGGGGCCAGCGUGCCAUUCUAAUUUCUAGAGGCAUUGUCAAUGAUCGUCUUUAUACUUUAGAUCGCGUGUUAGCCAGCGAUUCUAGAGCAGCAUUGAGCAGUUCUGGGGCAACCUGGUCACCUGUGGCGGUGGUGGUUGGGAAAUGUGAUGGUCUUCGGUUGUGGCAAAAUAUAGGUUGGACUUCGUGACUUGCUUGUCAGCUGAUGCUGCAUUCUUGAAUCAUGGCGCACAAUGUGUCUGACAAGAAGUUGAAGAAGGGCGCCAGAGCUGCAGAAAAGAUUGAUGUCAAGGACUUCCCACUUCCGUAUGAACUCUUUCCACCGCCGCUGCAUCCUAAUCUUAUCAGAACUCCCUUCAGUGAGGAACAAAAAGCCAGGGUUGCAAGGCUUGUAGCUAUCGUAUCUGAGAUGCUUAGUUCGUGGGCUGAGACCAUUUGGGGGAUUGAAGAGGACAUGUGGCCUGAGAAAGAUAUUCUCAUGUGGGAGUCUGCUGUGAACUCUUAUGAGGAAGUGUUGCGACGACGGAAAUUGAAAGUCAAGCCAAGCACGCGCAGUGAGCGGCUUCAGAUCUUGAGGCAAUGCUACAGAUUUUACACAGAAGACUACGGCCCUCCUGACAAGAUGCAGCUGGAGCGUCUCGUAUUUGAAAGCUGUCAGGCCAUUUACGAGGAGCGCAAGGGUGUGAUCCAACAAGCAGUUGAGAAAACAAAGGCCUUGCUGGCUCUAGCGGACUUCUGCGAACUGUGCCAUCUGCACAAUGUGGGCUUCCGGCUAUGUGGCAGGUGUAAAGCUGUGAAGUACUGUAGUGAAAAAUGUCAGAAGGAAGAUUGGAAGAAAAAGCAGGGCGGUCAUAAGGAGGUCUGCAACGCUGUUCAGAGGGGUGAAUUGAAACCUGAAAAUGUUCCACGGUUGAAAGUAAUGACCAUGGUGCCAACGCACGCCGCUAAUGCUCUCAUUCCUGCUUACGUGAUGACCCCUAAGUUCGUAUAUAAAGCUUAGAGCAGUCGCAGGUAUGGUCGAUUAAGAAGCUCGCCACGCACCGGACUUCGAAACAUGCGAUUGUCGAGUAUAUAACACACUGACAUGGUCGAUUUGAGGCCUGAUAUGCACUUGAAUCUUCCAACACGUACCGUCGUCACAUGGUUGGCCAG